Molecule: messenger RNA, 1812 nt
Organism: Camponotus floridanus (Florida carpenter ant)
Lineage: Eukaryota; Metazoa; Arthropoda; Insecta; Hymenoptera; Formicidae
Exons: 2
Coding region: 47-901 (284 amino acids)
Biological process (GO): regulation of transcription by RNA polymerase II
Cellular component (GO): transcription regulator complex; nucleus
Molecular function (GO): DNA binding
Source: RefSeq, a predicted model, not a curated record
GUGCGAGCGCUAUAAGCACGGGCCAGGGCUCAGCGAGUGCAGCAGCAUGAGGGACGAGGUGAAGAUGGACGCGAAUCGGCUCAUCGCCGAGGUCUACAAGCGGCCGGCCCUCUGGAACCAGAGGCACAUCUCCUAUCACAAUCGCGAAGUGACCAAUCGCGUCUGGAUGGAGAUCGCGGCGAUAUUCAACCUCCCCAAGCCGAUGCUGAAAGCGAAAUGGAAGGGUUUGCGCGACACAUUCCGCGCCGAGCUCAAGAAGGACCAAGUGUACCGCAAGAGCAAGUUCCAUCGGAACCGACCGGUAUGGAUUCACUUCAAGAGUCUGCAGUUCCUGAAGGAGCAGAUGCUGCCGCGACCGCCCAUCUGGGAGCGCAGCGUCGCGAAGACCGAGGACGAGCUGCAGCCGUGCGAGAGCGAGACCGAGAAUGGUAUCUCGGCAUCCGGCAUCGACGGCGGCCUCGAUGACCGGGACGCGAUCGCCGACCAUCUGCUGUCGAUGGCCGGCGACGGGAACGUCGGUCAUCAUCAGCUGAAGCUGGACGGUGAUCAUCACGGCCGACGUGGCACGGUGGACGUGAAGCGGGAACCCGAGGAGAGCUUCGACAACUUGGAGUUUCAGAACGUCACCGACAAUCUCGCGGAAAAUGAGAUGAUGCUGCAAAACAUCUCACCCGAGCAGGUCCUCAUGAGCGACAGCGACGGCGGCGUCGGCCUCACCGGCGUCGAUCCCCUCGAAGGCAAUCGCUUCGACGACAACUACUACUUCCUGAUGAGCCUACUGCCGCACAUCAGGACUCUACCGGCCGAUCGCAGGAUGCUGCUCAGGAUACAGAUGCAGGAACUCGUUUACAAGGAGGUUUACAAGAAGACCAUCGACAGCGAGCAGACGGCAAAGACUUAACUGUCGUCGUCGCGUAAAGUGAACCGUAUUCUUAAGCGUUCCUUCGAGCAACUUUAUUUUUUUCCAUAAGAAAUCGACUGCUAAAAAUGAAAAAAAAAAGAGAAAGAAUAUAUUUAUUCCCUAUUAGUGUUACGCGUCUAAUUAUACGAGAUACAAAGAUUACUGUCUGACAUAGGUAAUUCGGAGAAUAAUCACACAAGAUAGAGAAAACGGGUUCUUUUCGUAUAUUUAUGUCAUUUAUAAAGGUUCCAAGCGAGCGUGUGCUUUCACGUUUGGAGCAAUUUGAAGAUGAAGAAAAAAAAAGGCGGAGUAAACUGAAAAUUCUUUCCAUUCUUUUUCAAAGAAAAAAAAGGGUUUCGCCAACACAAUAUAAUGGUACCUGCGCCCCAUACCUAUCUACCUGUCCGCGUGUGAUAGUACGGGUCAUGGUUCCCCUAGGUAGGUCACCAACACGGGUCGCUCGCGUCACAGACACGGUUGAGCGACACUGGUGCUUUCUCGUACCUGCGGGUACGACCGUGACGCACACACCUGUGCGGUGUCUCCGGUGUAGUGUGUACGCGAGCAGCGCAUGCGUAUCCCCUGUGGCUCCAAUGUGGGACCGCGUUUCCUUCGCUUUCGCGUUGCGACUCUGCGUACCCUUCUACCUAGCCGUCAACCUACCUACGUUCAGUUCGUCGCCGCCGAUCGUCGCACCGUUAUCCCGAUCGCGCGUGUUGCUCGGCUCUCUGCUCGCCCGCUUCUCAGUUCCUCUCCUUUCUCUCUUUCUCUCUUUGUUUCUUUUUUUUUUCCUUCUCAUCAGGAAUAGCAUCACGUUGUUGCGUAGCGUCGCCUUGUAGGUCUUUAUUGUGCUAGCACAGGUGUUAGUGGCUUGUGAUACACGAGAUACGUCGACGUUAUUGUGCUGCUGC